UUUGGUUGUUUCUCCCCUUCUUUCUAGCUGGGUUGCCCUUCCUCAUCAUUGAAACAAGCACAAUCCAGCCCUACCAGCGGGGCUUCUACUGCGACGACGACAGCAUCAGGUACCCACAGAAGAAUGUGGAGACUAUCAACGAUGCAGUGCUGUGUGCUGCAGGCAUCCUCAUCGCUAUCCUUGCUAUUAUAACAGGAGAGCUCUACCGCAUCCACUACCUGAAGGAGAAAUCCCGCUCCUUUAUCCAGAACCCCUAUGUGGCAGCACUCUACAAGCAAGUGGGCUGUUUCGUUUUUGGCUGUGCCAUCAGCCAGUCCUUCACAGACAUUGCCAAAGUGUCCGUUGGGCGCUUGCGGCCACAUUUCCUGGCAGUUUGUGAUGUGGAUUUCUCCACCAUCAACUGCGCUAAGGGAGUUUACAUCAAUAACUACACCUGCAGGGGAAAUGACAGCUCGGUCCAGGAAGCCAGGAAAUCCUUCUUCUCUGGGCAUGCAUCUUUCUCCCUGUACACCAUGCUGUAUUUGGUG
Messenger RNA from Acanthisitta chloris (rifleman), 527 nucleotides. RefSeq names its product phosphatidic acid phosphatase type 2B (gene PLPP3). Gene Ontology annotation, molecular function: phosphatidate phosphatase activity. The annotation marks the transcript as partial. The record is from RefSeq and is a predicted model, not a curated record. Gene Ontology annotation, biological process: phospholipid dephosphorylation; phospholipid metabolic process; canonical Wnt signaling pathway. NCBI's taxonomy places the organism in Eukaryota, Metazoa, Chordata, Aves, Passeriformes, Acanthisittidae. The transcript is spliced from 3 exons.